Dunckerocampus dactyliophorus (ringed pipefish) is the source of this 2271-nucleotide messenger RNA. RefSeq names its product MDM2 proto-oncogene (gene mdm2). The transcript has 12 exons. Gene Ontology annotation, cellular component: nucleus. The record is from RefSeq and is a predicted model, not a curated record. Gene Ontology annotation, biological process: regulation of cell cycle; negative regulation of apoptotic process. NCBI's taxonomy places the organism in Eukaryota, Metazoa, Chordata, Actinopteri, Syngnathiformes, Syngnathidae. Gene Ontology annotation, molecular function: identical protein binding; ubiquitin protein ligase activity. Bases 165 to 1655 code for a protein of 496 amino acids.
CGGUGUUUGGCCAGUAGAGGCGCAACCACAUGGACAACACGAAUAGAAAGAAGUGCUAGUUUCAACUGUCCAUUUGGUAAAUUGCUCCAUUAAUUUAAUACUCAAUUUGGAUUUACCCUUCAGUUGGUGAAAAAAGAUUAUUCAUAUCUGCUAAGGAACACAGCAUGGAGACCUCCGACGACCACAAACUGGUGCGACCCAAGGAGGGGUUCUGCUCUUUGCUGCAGAUGGCAGGAGCCAACAAAGAUGUCUUCACCAUGAAGGAGGUGAUGUUCUACCUGGGUCAGUACAUCAUCCAGAAGCAGCUGUAUGACCAGAAGCAGCAGCACAUUGUGCACUGCUCCCACGACGCACUGGGCCAUGUGCUGGGCGUGGACAGCUUCUCUGUCAAAGAACCUCGGGUUUUGUUUGCCAUGCUCACCAAGAACCUGGUGGCCGUGCCGAUACAAGAGUCCUCGCAAGGCUUAGAUGGAGCAACCAGCAGCAGCCAGAUGGAGCAUACAGAGGAAGCUGGAAGUCGCUCCUCAACACCAAACAGGAGGGGUCAAAGGCGGCGGCGGAGGAGGAGCCGCAGGAGCAGCGGCACAGGCCCCACCCACAGUGUAGAGGAGGACAAGGAAGAGGGCGCAUCAGAAGAGGAUGAGGAGGACAAGGAAGGUCCAAAGAGGAGGAGGUCAGACAGCUACUCCCUGACCUUUGAUGACAGCCUCUCCUGGUGCGUGAUUGGUGGACUGGGAGGUGGGGGGGACAGACGAGGCAGCCAAUCAUCAGACUCUCACAGCGCAUCGGGGAGGUCAGAGGUCACGGCCCCCGCUGUCCCCGAUUCCGACAGCGAUAACUUCAGUGUGGAAUUCGAGGUGGAGUCCAUGGAUUCUGACGACUAUGGCGAAGACGACUCGUCCUUGUCUGCAGACGACCAGGUGUACGAGGUCACCAUCUUUGAGGCGGAAGAAGACGACUCCUUUGAUGAAGACACGGAGAUCACAGAAGCUGAUUACUGGCGCUGUGAUAAAUGUGACGAGUUGAACCCGCCCCUCCCAAGAAACUGCCUCCGCUGCUGGACGCUGCGCCAGGAUUGGCUGCGAGACACUUCCUGUCCUAGGGCCCUGCCCACAAAGCCAAUGGCACAAUCAGCUGUGAGAGAUGCUGCAGGUGGUGAAGCGGAGGAUAGCGAAGGAGUCGAUGUUCCGGAUGGGAAGAGAACAAAAACUCCCGCUCUCCAGUCGCAGUGCCUCUCUGACUCCGCCUCCUCCGCCCCCAACUCCCAGGAUCUCCUGUCCAGCUUCCAGCCGUCCUCUUCCUCCUGCUGCUCCUCGCAGGAGAAGGUGUGGACAAGCGAGUCCCAGCCGUCCUCCUCCGCCGACUCUCAGGAGCCUCUCCAGUUUCCCCCGACCGAUCCUUCUCCCGUCCCUCCCGCUCCCGGUGACGUCCCUGAGCUGGAACGCAGCAUGUCGGCUGAGUGGCGCCUCCCGGACUCAUGUCUGGACCCGUGUCUCAUCUGUCAGUCCCGACCCAAAAACGGCUGCAUCGUCCACGGGCGGACGGGACACCUCAUGUCCUGCUAUGUCUGCGCCAGGAAGCUGAAGAAGAGGAACAAGCUGUGUCCAGUCUGCAGGCUUCCCAUCCAGUCUGUGGUCCUCACCUACCUCAGCUGAGGCCCCUCCCCGCCCUCACUGAAGUGUGUAUGUGUUGCCUACCUCAGCUGAGACCCCCAGCCCCCGUCAGAGCUGGUGUGCAGUGACAUGUUUAAGGAUGAAUAUUCUAUAUCUACCCCCCCCCUCUACUGCUCCUGCAAAUCAUCUUGUUUUCAGUCCAACAUGUGGAAAAUUCUAAAAUCAGAUGAAACUGGGGUGUUUAGUAAUAUUAUUGAUCCAUUGUUUAGCAGGAAGCUAACAGCGAAGAGACAGGAUUGCAGUUUUAGUGAACAUUUGCUCUUUGUGUUUUUACUCUGUUUAGCAGAAGGUCACUUCAUGAUUUUUCCAAAGCAGUUUAUGAUAAAAAUAAGUAUAUUUUCCAAAUGUCUCCUGAAGCAGGAAAUCCUUUGCCUUAAGAAGUGUAACUUGUAUUUUUGGCAGGAAGUUUCCUUGAAAGAAUGAAUCCUAGAAACUAACCAGACUGUUUUUUUCUUGGAAGCUUUAUGGCGCCAAUUUUAGAAUGGAUUGUGUGUAAAUCAGUAUUUAUUUAUUUAAGCAGACACUUUGUAUAAACUCUUUGAAUAAUACGAUGAUUAAUCUAUUGAAGUUUCUAAUGUUUGUCAAUAAAAAUGUCAUU